Messenger RNA from Cordyceps militaris CM01, 2502 nucleotides. RefSeq names its product C2H2 finger domain protein, putative. The transcript has 3 exons. Lineage: Eukaryota; Fungi; Ascomycota; Sordariomycetes; Hypocreales; Cordycipitaceae. Gene Ontology annotation, molecular function: DNA-binding transcription factor activity. The record is from RefSeq and is a predicted model, not a curated record. The coding region runs from base 1 to 2502 and encodes 833 amino acids.
AUGGAGCCUGCCGGCAAGAGGCGCAAGCUGGCCCCAAAGCUCAAUGCCUCUGCAUCUUCACCUCCGGUCCCUCACUCUGCGCCCUACAAUCACAAACCACCUCGACCCUCUCACAUAGUCCCAGAUGCGCCUCACCACAGCCAGCGCCACGAAUUCGAGGCCUUCGCCCGCCAUUUGCACGAUGCCGCCAUGCUCAUCAACCGCCAGUCAGCCCACUCCACCACCUCUUAUACGAAUGUCUCGGUACUUUUGUUGGGUUGGCAAGAUGAUGCCGCCGCCGUAGAAAACAUCCGCGCGCUGCAACAAGUCUUGGUCUCCGAUUACCGCCAUCACACGCAAACAUGGCAGAUCCCCACCGUCGCAAACCCCAGCAUUAAACUGAGCAUGCAGAUAGCCUCGUUCCUCGAGCACGCCCGACCAGAUCAGCUACUCAUCAUUUAUUAUUCUGGCCACGGCUACGUUGGUUCCGACGGCCAACUCUACUGGGCCUGCUCUCCCCAGGACCAUUCCGCAAGGCUGAAAUGGGACGGAGUUCGCUGCCUCAUCGAAGAAGCUCAGUCCGAUCUCCUCCUCUUGCUGGACACUUGCGCCCUCCCCGAUCCCAGCCCUUCCGGUCACGGUCUUAAGCAGGUCAUUGCCGCCUGCUCCCCAGAAACCUCCCGAAAUCCUUCGCCCGCGUCUCGUGCCUACUUCUCUCCAUGUUUAACCGCAGCUCUACGUCAGCUAAGUCGCGCCACGUCCUUCUCCGCCCAGCAGCUUUGCCAGGAGAUAAGGGCUGCCUCCCAAGCAAACUCCAACUCUUCGCCUCGAUUCCCGCCGCCUGCAUUCGAACCUCUGUUCUUCAGCAUGACGCCUGACCAAGGCAAGAGUAUACAGCUUGCACCGUUGUCAGAAUCCCCAUCCAAUGCCGCCGCGCCAGAAACGACCCGGCCCCGAGAUGGUCUGAGCCCAAGUCCAGGCCCGAAACUAACUUUCAACGAAGCUCGCAUUCUAGUUUGCACGACCUUUGUCGGUGAUGCGAGCCCAGAUAUGUCCGCGUUUCACAGCUGGCUACGGAAUACACCACCGUUGGCUGCCCAAAUAACGGUCGAGGGCAUGUUUUUGGGUCCUCCGACAGUCCUGCUUAUCUCAAUGCCCACAGCUCUUUGGGCUAGUGUUCAGCAUGACAAGAUCUGGUACUAUCUGGGCACCAUCACCUCGCGCAACAUGGUUUCUCUCUACGACAAGAUGGUAGGCGCGCCUAACAUCAACGCAAUCACUGAGAGCACGGCAACAACGGCUGCCUCCGAGUCCACUCCGACAAGCGCACAUACUCGUUCGACACUGGGUGCUCCGUGGCCUCAGUCCGGAUAUGCUGCCAACGACGAGCAGCCAGAUGGGCAAACGAGCCCAACUGCUAGAAUUUACCAAUCCCUGGCCGCCGGCGGACUGGGCAUCAAGCCACCAAAGACUCACGCCCCAGAGUCUGCGGAAAUGCAGGAAGCUGCCGAGCAGCUCAAGGCCCUCAGUCAUGUCCGCCACCGAAGCGGCGACGCUGCCAACACUUCUCCCCAGCGCGCCGCCUUGCCCGUUGCUAUGCCAACCCUCCACCCUGGUUUCCGAAACCUGACUCGUUCAGAGUCGAUGCCUGUGCUGGAUAGUGGCACGGGAUCCGCGGGGGCUAGGAUGAGACGCAUGCUUGGAAAGCCCGACAUUCGAUGUGCGCACUGCAGUCAUGCCCCGUUCAAGGAUGCGUCUUCUUUGAGAAAGCAUGUUGCCGCCGCGCACACACGCCCCUUUCCUUGCGCAUUCUACUUUGCAGGAUGUACUAGCACCUUUGGAUCUAAGAAUGAGUGGAAACGCCAUAUUGCCUCGCAGCACCUUUGCUUACAGUAUUAUCGCUGCUCCAUCUGCUUACAAACUACGGUAGACGGAAAGGGCAACGAAUUUAAUCGCAAGGAUCUAUUCACGCAACACCUACGACGCAUGCACGCACCUUUCGAGGUUAAGAGAGCCCUCGCCAAAGGUGAUAACGGUCAACAAGCACCGUCAGAAUGGGAGAGCUACGUCCGGGAAAUGCAGCAGACCUGCCUCAUACAGCGAAAGCAUCCGCCGCAGCGAUCAAGCUGCCCGAAACCCGGCUGUGUGAACACCUUCGAAGGUCCGACUGCCUGGGACGAAUGGACAGAGCACGUCGGUCGGCACAUGGAAAAGGGCGAAGGCGACAAUCUCGGAGUAGACGACUUGCUCCUGCGGUAUGCCCUUGACGAAGGCAUCAUUGAGCGUGUCGGCGAUAACGCAUACAAGCUUUGUCAGGUUCUCGGCAGCGGCGGCACACCUAGCCAGCCGGUGAGCCAGGCCAUGUCGGAAACACACGAGUCUCAAGCCCUGUCCACGCAAAGCUCGGCACCGCCACCACCAGACGAGUCACAGCCGUGGGGUGCCCGUUCUCUUCCGCCGCUUCCUGCACAUCCGCUGCAUCCACCACACGAUCGAAACCCGAAUCCGAACCAGCCAGAGUGA